CACCUUCUUCUCCAACACCAAAAACCCAAACCUCCAAAAAAAAAAAAAAAAAAACCUUUCAAUCCCGCCGAAAUCUCACAUCCCGGGGAGGUUCUCGAUCGUCACACCACCGUUUUCUAGUCACUAAAACCCUCCAAAAUCACUUAGAAUCUCCUCAAACUCAAAAAAUCAGAAUGCAGAAAGUGGUGCAACAACCAAGGGUUUCUGGUAACGGAGUCAGUCGUCGGAGAGGUGAUUCUCAGGGGAGUGGAGUGGUGGAGGAUGGUAGUAAUGUACAGUUUCCGAAAUCAGUAAACCCUAGUAACAAUUCUACUACCACUGAAGGUGGUCGUGAUGGUGGUAAAAUUGGACAUGAUAGACUUAUUUAUGUGGUUACAUGUUUAAUUGGACAACAAGUGGAAGUUUAUGUCAAGAAUGGGUCUGUAUUUUCUGGAAUUUUUCAUUCGACUAAUGCUGCUUCCGACGACAAAGAUUUCGGUAUAAUUCUGAAAAUGGCUCGAUUGGUAAAAGAUGGGUCAUGCGAAGGACAGAAUUUUGAUCCUGAUAUCAUUACAGUACCUCCUUCGAAGACUUUAAUAAUACCUGCUACAGAGCUUGUGCAAGUUUUAGCAAAGGAUGUGUCUGUUACUGGGAAUGAUGUGGAAAAAGGACUCCAAGGUGAAAAACGGCAGGAUAUAAUGAUUGAUUCCUCAAUAUCUAAGUUACAUUUGGCUGGGAAAGGGAGACAACUCGAGCGCUGGAUCCCUGAAGAUAAUGAUUCCCGGUGUCCUGAUCUUGAGAAUGUCUUUGAUGCCACUGACAAUAGGAAAUGGGAUCAGUUCGAAAUUAAUAAAACAUUAUUUGGAGUGGAGAGUACCUUUGAUGAAGAAAUUUAUACCACAAAGCUUGUGAAAGGUCCGCAAAUGAAGGAGCUAGAAAGGGAAGCAUUAAGAAUAGCAAAAGAAAUCGAGGCCGAGGACACUCAAGAUCUUCACUUGGCAGAGGAAAGAGGCAUUCACUUUCAUGAUGAUUGCAAUAUCGAUGAGGAGACUAGAUACUCAUCAGUGUUCAGAGGUCACGAUGAUAGCGGAUGGGAAGAAGCAGAUGAGAUUAAUUUGGAUUCACUAAAUAAUGAAACAUUUGGAGGUUCUUCUAGCUCUGUAAUUAGCAAGUCUUCUGAUAUGGUGAGAGGAAAAAAUAAUGAUGGAGCUACAGCGUCAUCAGAGGUAAGAAAUAAUAAAGAAUCGUCCUCCCACCAUAACAGACACCGCGAUCAUCCCUGGUUGAGAUUUAGUGAUCAAGCAAGACAAGAUAAGGAGAGAAGGAUGAAAGAGAACCAGUCAGGAGAGCAUCAUCAGGAAGACAAAUGUAAACUGAAGACUACAGGACAGGGAACUCUCGCGGAAGCGGCUCAAACGUUGAACUCUGCUGUUAUGCAAUCAUCCUUGGAGAAGAAAAAAAUUACUCCUGACAACGAGAGUUUAUCUUCCAGUACCAAGGAAAAUUCACCUUCAUGUUGUACUUCCUCCUCUAAGGAAAGAAUGGUUUCUUCAAGUGAGUUUUCAGAAUCAAGGGGACCUGGCAAAGCACAUGGUUCCCGUCCCUGGAAAAAAUCUGGUAGUUCUAUAUCAUCAACUUCAGAUUGUAUUGCUGCUGUGCCUACUUCUAGUAGUCCGGGUUUGUCUCCAAGCUCUUCAAUAAGCUCGUUAUCAUCAGAGAAAUCGAAGUUGAAUCCUUUUGCUAGGGAGUUCAAGCUGAAUCCAAAUGCAAAGAGUUUCACUCCUACGCCAACCCCAUUGAGGCCUCCUUCGCCAGUUGCUGAUGUUCCAUACUAUUUUCCAACUAUUCCUUCUGCUGUCCAAUAUAUGCACGGCCUACCAGUUGGCCUUGGGAUUGGACCAGUAUUUACUGCACCACUGCCAGUUAUGUACGGUUUUCAGGCUGCACCAGUCCAAGCUCCCCAAGCAUUUGUCCAUCCAACUGGACCUCCCCCUGUGUAUGUGCAGCAGACGAGUCUUAGCCAUUCAAGACAAGGUCUAAACAUGCCCACCUAUCCUCAUGAAAUGACGUCUAAGCGAAGAGAUUCUUGAUUCCUUAGUUGGCAUGCUAAUACCAUUUGCUCGCGCAAUGUCCUGGUGGUUUUCGUUGGUAGAAAAACUUCAGGAACAUAGUUAUAUUGACUGUAAGGCUGUGUCAGCCUUUUACUGUAGGACAAUAGCCUGAUCUUGAGCCCAUGCUUGUUGCAUAUGUAUAUAAAUUAGAGCAAUAUCCUAAAUCGUCUUAGGUCUUUUGUCUCCCAUCUUAUCCCUGUCUCUCAUCUCUCUUUUGUCUCCCAUCUUGGGUCGUUGUUGGAUGGUUCCUGGAUUUUGACCAGGUGAUGUGGUCGGGACUCAGCCCUUUGACAGUUAAAGACCAAUUUGACCUAACUAUUUUUUUUUAUCUUUAUAUAAUCUUCUUAUAUAGUACAUUAUUAAUUAA
Papaver somniferum (opium poppy) is the source of this 2457-nucleotide messenger RNA. RefSeq names its product polyadenylate-binding protein-interacting protein 4-like. The record is from RefSeq and is a predicted model, not a curated record. Gene Ontology annotation, biological process: cytoplasmic stress granule assembly. The transcript has 14 exons. Gene Ontology annotation, molecular function: RNA binding. Gene Ontology annotation, cellular component: cytoplasmic stress granule. Lineage: Eukaryota; Viridiplantae; Streptophyta; Magnoliopsida; Ranunculales; Papaveraceae. The coding region runs from base 174 to 2069 and encodes 631 amino acids.